Molecule: messenger RNA, 1167 nt
Organism: Vicia villosa (hairy vetch)
Lineage: Eukaryota; Viridiplantae; Streptophyta; Magnoliopsida; Fabales; Fabaceae
Exons: 7
Coding region: 1-1167 (388 amino acids)
Source: RefSeq, a predicted model, not a curated record
AUGGCAUGGACUUUUUCUUCAAAUGUUGUUGGUGACAGUGGAUCAGAUGUUGAGCUUGAUAUUGAACUCUGUAAAAAUCUUUUAACUUCAUCCAUCGCUAGGGAAUGUACCUGCAAACACUCUGACUCUCAAGAUAAUCUUCAGCAUCGGUUAUGGUUAUGUAAUGAAGAGUGGAAUGAAGAGUUUGUAACUCCUACAUGGUUUGGUUAUUUAUGGUAUUGGUUGGCUAUACUUUUCUGCAGUUUCAUACCAAUGUUCAAUAUGGCAAGACCAUUAGCAAAAAUAUGUGACAUCAAUGACAGCAAAGAACUUUGGAAAGUUUCUGUUCGUGUGCACCACAAAUGGACAGUUGUUUCGAACAAGAGGGAGCAUUUUGAGAUGAUUUUUGUUGAUGUAUCGGGUGGUGACAUACAUGUUGUUGUUCCUGCACCGCAUGUAUCUCUUUUUUCUGAAAAAAUGGUCUUGGAUCAUAGUUACACUGUUUCCAAUUUUAAGGUUCAGGCUAAUGUUGCGGAUUUCAGACCUUCGUCUCAUAAGUUUAUGUUGAAGUUUACUGCUGGCACUACGGUUACGGAUGAUAACAACGCUGAAAUACCUCCAAAGCCGUUGGUGUUUACUAAAUUUACUGAUAUAAUAAACGGCAACUUUAACAAGGAUGUGCUAAUAGAUGUCAUUGGUAUGGUGGAAAGUAUUGGGUAUUCACAGACCACAUCAGGUGCCCGGAAGCAGCAGAUUAACAUGAUGCUGCGUGACGGGGGUGAGAAUACUAUCAAUUGCACGCUUUGGGAAUCCUAUGCUGAACAAUUCAUGAAGUUCAAGCAGGAGCGCGGAGAUGAUUCUGGUCCUAUUUUUGUCAUGAUUCAAUAUGCUAAAGUCAAGGAACAGGGUAAGUUUCCACUGUCCGUGACAAACACGUUUAAUGUUACCGUCCUUGGUCUGAAUACUGAUUUACUGCCGAUGAAAGAGUUUAUAGAAAGUUUUCCGAAGGAUUCCAUGAUUACGUUGUCUGGCCAGGAGGGUUCCAAUUCACAGCUUUCAGCACAGAACUCUGAAAAUCAACAGAUGACUCCUGUACAGAAAUUGCUUUCAAAGGCUGUUGUAAUGCCUAUUGGAGAUAUUAUAAAACUCAGAACUGUAUGUUUGGAAGUUGUUGGCCAUUUAUUCUGA